AUGGAAGUGGACUCCGAAAAUGGAUUGCUGCAGAGGAAGCAAGCGACAUACCAAUCUCUGGAUGAGACUUUUCUGAUAGCAAAGGAGACUUACAAAGGGCAGCAGUACAGUCAAAUUUACUUUGCAAGGCUUCAUCUUAUGAGAACUAUGCUUUACUCCCUUUUACCCACCUGGAAACCCCAUUUGCCAAGUUGUACUGUGCUUGGACUGGAGCAAGGAAAGGAGUGCGUUAUUGUUGGAACUCUUUAUAAGCACAUGAAGCUAAAACCUUCCGUACUUGAUGAGUAUUCAAAGGAGAGGUCAGCGAGCCCACUUGUACAACCCUGCAAUUUUUUGCACUCGGACGACUAUCUUGUUCUUGAAGAUGAGAGUGGAAGAGUUAAACUUCGUGGGGCCCUUCUUUUGCCUUCUAUAUAUGUAACAGGGAUAGUGGUUGCACUGCAUGGAAAAGAGACUGGAGCUGGAGAUUUUGAGGUUGAAGAUUUAUUAGAAGCUGGCCUUCCGCACCAGAUAGAUCGUCCACUUAACUCUGGUGAAGAUAAAUUUGUUGUCUUUGUAUCGGGUUUAAGUGUUGGGAGUACCUCGGCAAAUCCUCUCCAUUUUCAGCUCUUUGUAGAUCAUAUAACUGGACAUCUAGGAGACGAAAAGGAACAAGGAAUGGCAGCUCAGAUUGUUCAAGUUGUUAUUGCUGGUAAUUCUGUUGAAAUUGGUCGGGGGCUCCUUAACGGUCAGAACUUGGGUUCUAAGGAUCAGUCAAAACUGUCAGAGCCCAUAAAAGAGCUUGAUAUACUAAUGAGUCAGAUUGCUGCAGGUAUACCUGUGGAUAUAAUGCCGGGAGAAGCUGACCCAGCAAAUUUUGCAUUGCCUCAGCAGCCUUUGCACCGAUGCCUUUUUCCUGGGUCGGCAGCGUUUAACACUUUCAGAUCCUGCACUAACCCUCAUUCCUUCGAGCUAGAUGAUGUGAGGUUUCUUGGGACAUCGGGUCAGAACAUUGACGAUCUUGCUAAAUAUUCUGAUGCGACGUGUAAACUUGAGUUCCUUGAAAGGACAUUAAGAUGGAGACACAUUGCACCAACAGCCCCAAAUACUCUAGGGUGUUAUCCUUUUACUGAUAGAGAUCCAUUUUUCAUCGAGAUGUGUCCUCAUGUCUACUUUGUCGGGAAUCAAGAAAAAUUCGACACUAGUGUGAUCAAGGGAUCUGAUGGGCAAGUGGUAAGACUUGUUUGCAUUCCUAAAUUUGCUGAAACAGGAACAGCUGUGAUGUUGAAUUUGAGGAAUCUUGAAUGCCAUGCUCUCACUUUUGGGUCUCAGUUUGACUCUUAAGUGGAAGGUAUGGACUGAAAACCCUUUAGUUGAAGGGCUGGUCGCUCUGCAAAGAAAGAUUGGAGCUAAAACGAAGAAGCUUCAUGUCGUGGUGCGCAGGUAUCUCAUUGGUUGUCUCCAGACGCCAGAUCUUAUAGCGGGUUAAAAACAGAGGACACAAUGUAACCGUAGUUUACUGCAAUUUCUAUCAGGUAGUUGUACUUGUCAGUGUACAUUCACAAAAACCCCAAAUAUAUUUCUGUUGUCAUGCUAUAAACUGGGCAAUAGAAAGUGUUUGGUGUGUUUCCUGUUA
Molecule: messenger RNA, 1615 nt
Organism: Salvia splendens (bonfire salvia)
Lineage: Eukaryota; Viridiplantae; Streptophyta; Magnoliopsida; Lamiales; Lamiaceae
Product: DNA polymerase delta small subunit
Exons: 15
Coding region: 1-1323 (440 amino acids)
Biological process (GO): DNA replication; DNA strand elongation involved in DNA replication
Cellular component (GO): delta DNA polymerase complex
Molecular function (GO): DNA binding
Source: RefSeq, a predicted model, not a curated record